AUGGCGGGACACCUGGCUUCGGAUUUUGCCUUCUCGCCCCCGCCUGGUGGUGGAGGUGAUGGGCCAGGAGGGCCAGAGCUAGGCUGGGUUGACCCUCGGACCUGGCUAAGCUUUCAAGGCCCUCUUGGAGGGCCAGGAAUCGGACCCAGGGUUGGGCCAGGGUCUGAGGUAUGGGGGAUUCCCCCAUCCCCCCCGCCUUAUGAGUUCUGUGGGGGUGGUGUGGCCUACUGUGGACCUCAGGUUGGAGUGGGGCUGGUGCCCCAAGGCAACGUGGAGACCUCUAAGCCCGAGAGCGAGGCAGGAGCUGGAGUGGAGAGUAACUCCGAGGGGGCCUCCCCCGAACCCUGCACUGCUCCCUCUGGUUCUGUGAAGGUGGAGAAGGAGAAGCUGCAGCAAAGCCCUAAGGCGUCUCAGGACAUCAAAACUCUGCACAAAGAACUCGAGCAGUUUGCUAAGCUCCUGAAGCAGAAGAGGAUCACCCUGGGAUAUACCCAGGCUGAUGUGGGCCUGACCCUGGGUGUUCUCUUUGGGAAGGUGUUCAGCCAAACAACCAUCUGCCGUUCUGAGGCCCUGCAGCUCAGUUUCAAGAACAUGUGUAAGCUGCGGCCCCUGCUGCAGAAGUGGGUGGAGGAAGCUGACAACAACGAAAAUCUUCAGGAGAUAUGUAAAGCAGAGACCCUUGUGCAGGCUAGAAAGAGAAAGAGAACAAGUAUCGAGAACCAAGUGAGAGGCAACCUGGAGAACUUGUUCCUGCAAUGCCCAAAACCCACACUGCAGCAGAUCAGCCACAUUGCACAGCAGCUCGGGCUUGAGAAGGAUGUAGUCCGAGUGUGGUUCUGUAACCGCCGCCAGAAGGGCAAGGGAUCAAGCAGUGACUAUUCACAACGGGAGGAGUUUGAGGCUGCUGGGUCUCCUUUCUCAGGGGGACCCAUGUCCUUUCCUCUGGCUGCAGGGCCCCAUUUUGGUAUCCCAGGCUAUGGGAGCCCUCACUUCACCACGCUGUACUCCUCAGUCCCUUUCUCCGAGGGGGAAGCCUUUCCCUCCGUCUCUGUCAGCACUCUGGGCUCUCCUAUGCAUUCAAACUAAAGUGUCAGCCCUUCUAGGAAUGGGGAGGGACAUGAAUCCAGGAGAAGCUAGAGAAGGAGAACCUGGAGUUUGUACCACGGCUUUUUGGAUUAAAUUCUUUAAUCACUAAGGAAGGAAUAGGGAACACAAAGGGUGGGGGCAGGGAGUAUUGGGAGAGCUGGAUGGAAGGAAGGUGAAGUUCAAUUAUGCUCUUGAUUUUAACCCCCACAUCACUCUUCACUUUGUUAUUAAAUAAAGCCUGGGACACAGUAAAAAACAAAC
Molecule: messenger RNA, 1347 nt
Organism: Nycticebus coucang (slow loris)
Lineage: Eukaryota; Metazoa; Chordata; Mammalia; Primates; Lorisidae
Product: POU domain, class 5, transcription factor 1-like
Biological process (GO): regulation of transcription by RNA polymerase II
Molecular function (GO): RNA polymerase II cis-regulatory region sequence-specific DNA binding; DNA-binding transcription factor activity, RNA polymerase II-specific
Source: RefSeq, a predicted model, not a curated record